Molecule: messenger RNA, 1002 nt
Organism: Malania oleifera
Lineage: Eukaryota; Viridiplantae; Streptophyta; Magnoliopsida; Santalales; Ximeniaceae
Product: NAC domain-containing protein 92
Exons: 3
Coding region: 1-1002 (333 amino acids)
Biological process (GO): regulation of DNA-templated transcription
Molecular function (GO): DNA binding
Source: RefSeq, a predicted model, not a curated record
AUGGAAGGUGGAGGAGAAGGAAAUAGUAAGAAGGAGGAAAAUAAGCUGCCACCAGGAUUCAGGUUUCAUCCAACAGAUGAAGAGCUCAUCUCUUUCUACCUGGUUAACAAAAUCUCAGAUGCCAACUUCGCCUGCCGCGCUGUCGCCGACGUCGAUCUCAACAAGUCUGAGCCUUGGGACCUUCCAGGGAAAGCGAAGAUGGGAGAAAAAGAGUGGUAUUUCUUCAGCCUGAGGGAUCGGAAAUACCCGACCGGGGUGAGAACGAACCGAGCGACGAACACGGGGUACUGGAAGACGACGGGGAAAGACAAAGAAGUGUUCAACAGCCUGAGCUCGGAGCUGGUGGGAAUGAAGAAGACGCUGGUUUUCUACAGAGGGAGAGCCCCCAGAGGUGAAAAAUCCAACUGGGUCAUGCAUGAAUAUCGCACCCAUUCUAAAGCCUCCUUAAUCAGACCUGCCAAGGAUGAAUGGGUGGUUUGCCGGGUGUUUCAGAAGAGCACUGGUGGAAAGAAGUAUCCCACAGGCCAGUCAAGUAGAGCACCCAAUAUUCCAUACAACCUUGAAAUUGGCCCGAGUGUUCUACCACCCCAAAUGAUGCAAACAGACAAUGCUCAAUUCUCCAUGGGAAGAAACUACAUGAGUGCUGCAGAACUAACAGAGCUCACUAGGGUUUUGAGAGGUGGAUCCACCACUGGUAUGACCUUUCCAAACCAAUCCCCAUUUAGCUACCCACCAGCAGCAGGAGGAUCCUUCACCGUAUCUGGACUAAACCUAAACCUUGGAGGUGCAGCAGCAACCACCCAACAAGCCUUUCGACUGAUGCAGCCGCCGCCACAACCACCAAUGAAUCAACAUGAUGUGACUUCUUCUAUGCUCACCACUUGCUCUCUUGCCACCGAGACUGGUUAUGGUGUCGACAUGAAUAAUGCAAGUGGACCGAGCAGUAGGUUUGUGAACAUGGAGCCAUGUAUGGAUUUGGAUAAUUAUUGGCCUCCAUAUUAA